AUGAUGGAAAACGCCAAGGUCGAAUUCUGCCGGUUCGAGAAGGAAAUGGACCGAGCUGCGGAGGCCAUGCACGAUAGCUUCGUCACCAUGGCCGAGAACGCCCGAAAAUUGGGGAAGAAUCUGGAAAAGGCUGCGACUUUUGAUUCUAAGAGGUAUAUUGAGGUGGCUGUUAAUUUUGCUACUGCUUCUAUGAGAUCCGCUGUUAGGGCAAUCUUGUCCAGCUUUAACAAUCAUAAAGAUGGCCGGGUCCUCUGCCGCCUUCCUCUCUACCCCAGAUGCCGCUGCCGACCCCCUGAAGCUAGUUCAUCCAGGUUCAUCUGCCUCAUCGCCCAGGCAGCACGCGACCGUCGCCCCUUAUUCCCGCAGAUUCUUCUGAUGCUGACCACCUCCGGAUCUACACAGAUGGAUGGCACAUGGACAACAAUGAGGAUGACGAGAAAAUCGAAGUGGGUCGCCCAGGAUUUCGUCCGACAAUUCGAUAUAAAUGAGUUCUUUCAUGUAUAUACCUGA
This is a messenger RNA of Striga hermonthica, 510 nucleotides long. The record is from the annotation of a GenBank genome assembly. Lineage: Eukaryota; Viridiplantae; Streptophyta; Magnoliopsida; Lamiales; Orobanchaceae.